UGGUGUCCAUGUUGAUAUAUGGUAUUGGAUACCUACCAAUUAUCCUGGGAAUUUCUUUGGAAUGUCCAUUAGGCUAUUUUGCUGCAACAUUGUUCUCAUGGAUUUACACUGUCGAAUUUUUCAUCAAUGCGUUCUGCCGACAAGAAAACGCUGUAUCAUAUAUUUUGUUAUUCAUGUCCGUCCUACCAGAGAUCGUCUGUUUUGUAAUCCUCAGCGUUGGUCUUCCACUACAACUGGGAAUUUCCCUUCAGAAAAGAUUUAAAUGCAGAUCAAAAACGACAUCUAAUAUUUCGGAAAAUGAAGUCUGCUAUAAAUCCAUGGAAAAUUCCUUCCAGUGGACCUAUGUUAAGAAUCUCUUACGGAAAUCUCAUGAACCUCUAACAAACAAGCAUUUUCAUCAAAAGGGUGUGGAAAAGUUAAAGAGUCUGAUGCAGUGCCUGCUUUAUGUAAGAUCUGAUGAUUUCCGACUUUCCGCAAGAAUGGUAUCGAUAAUCACGGUGGGACUGAUAAUCACCUAUAAAAUCACUUUCAUCGUCACAACUAACGUCUAUGACAUGACCAGGUUUUUCCAGGAAAACAUUAUUUGUCAGUUUGCAGAAAUAGGUAUCGACGUUCAAUCGACUGAUACAGACGCCAUAAUAGCUCUCAGAAAAUUACUUUUCAUCGCCUAUAAAUUUGUGAUCAAUUUUAAAGAGUGCUUCCUGAUGACCAUGGUUACGUGUUUUGUACUAAAUCUCAUUUUUCUAAACCAGGCACUCAUAACAUACAGAAACAACUUAUUGUCCUUGUACAAAGGGAUAUCUCCAAAGCAUCUAACUUCAAAGGAGGAAACGUCAAAUCCAAGACUGAUGUGUGGGAGUAUCCGGUACGCAGGAUAUCAAGUGGGCCAUAUUGGAGGUGGAUUUACGAUCCAGUGCUUUACGACGAUAAUCAACUCCUCAGUUGUGGCAAUGGUUGUUGCAUUGUGGGAGUAUUUUGGAAAAUAUCUUCAGGACAAGUUUCAAGAUAUUAUGAUAAUACUUUACACAGCCAUUAUAGUUAACGUCAUACAGUUUCUAUUGUCCAAAUUUGUUUUCCUCCAGGAAAAAGGCAAUUUGCUGGCCAUUGAAAGCAGACGAUUAUUCUUUUUGUUCACCUACUUCAUGUUCUUCUACUAUAUCUUCAUCGCCAUCUUCCAUUCCAUUUUGAGAAUUUUGGCCUCUGUAAUCUUCGGGACGUUUCUUCUACCUCGCAUUGACUAUAGUGUACUUCCAAGAAAAUGUCAAAUUAUAGAUUUAGGAUUUUUUGCAUAUUGUGGAUUUUUGCACUUAGAGAGUUCCCAUACCAACCCCAUUGCAAUGGUGUUCAUUUCGAUAUUGCAAGCCGAAUCUCAACGCUCACGGACAGAAAGGAAACAUUAUGAAAAAGGCUAUGGAACAUGUUUAGAAUGGGGUUCUACAGAGGACAGGAAAAAGAUAGAUCGCAAACGAAGAAAAGCAAAAUUAUAUUGGGGCCUUGCUUUCACUCUUGUGAAGAACCCAAGUCUCUUGCAUUUAAGGAUCAAUUCAUGAAUUGAUUCAAGUUAUCAAAAUGCAUUUCUUUCUUGAGAAGCGCUUAUGCAGUAUUAUUGUAAUAUGCAUACUUUAUUAAAUAAAGGCA
This is a messenger RNA of Magallana angulata, 1638 nucleotides long. Its product is annotated as receptor for retinol uptake stra6-like. NCBI's taxonomy places the organism in Eukaryota, Metazoa, Mollusca, Bivalvia, Ostreida, Ostreidae. Gene Ontology annotation, molecular function: retinol transmembrane transporter activity; signaling receptor activity. The coding region runs from base 9 to 1550 and encodes 513 amino acids. Gene Ontology annotation, biological process: vitamin A import into cell. The transcript has 13 exons. Gene Ontology annotation, cellular component: plasma membrane. The record is from RefSeq and is a predicted model, not a curated record.